This is a messenger RNA of Sphaerodactylus townsendi, 2573 nucleotides long. RefSeq names its product solute carrier family 22 member 16 (gene SLC22A16). Gene Ontology annotation, cellular component: membrane. The record is from RefSeq and is a predicted model, not a curated record. Gene Ontology annotation, biological process: transmembrane transport. NCBI's taxonomy places the organism in Eukaryota, Metazoa, Chordata, Lepidosauria, Squamata, Sphaerodactylidae. The transcript is spliced from 8 exons. The coding region runs from base 71 to 1801 and encodes 576 amino acids.
GUGGACGCCUGGGAAGCGCUUGAGAUGGCCUUCGGCUCUUGCAUCGCGCACAUCGGGUACGGCCCCCGCCAUGGCGCGCAACUUCGAUCUCCUCUUUGACUCUCUGGGGCACUGCGGCAGAUAUCAGGCAUGGGUUUAUUUGGUAGCUGCAUUUCAGGCUAUCUCUUGUGGCAUCCACUACUUGGCUUCUGUUUUCUUGGCUGUUACACCAAAAUUUGUAUGUGGUGUCCUUGGAAAUGUGAGCAGUGUCCUCGUUUACAAUUCAUCUGUUUCAAGAAUGGAGGAUGCCUGGACACUGUGGACAUCAACAGAAAGUUAUAUAUUGGUCCUCCUGGAAAAUGGCGAAGUUUGGGAACUUAAUCAGUGCAGCAGGUCCAGACGAGUGGAUGUGCUGGAUUUCACUUACAAAUACAGUGGCAAUAGUACUGAUUUUACAUGUACUGAUGGAUUCAUCUAUGACCAGACCAAAUGGCAGAGCACCAUUGUCACAGAGUGGGAUUUAGUCUGUCAGCGGGAAUGGCUUGCAAAACUAACACAGCCGACAUUCAUGCUGGGAGUCCUUUUCGGAGCUGUGAUUUUUGGAGACAUAGCUGACAGAAUGGGAAGACGAAACGUAAUGUGGUUUACAAGCACUGGGCAGUUUUUAUUUGGUGUAGCAGUGGCCUUCACAUUUGACUACUACAGUUUUGUAAUUGUCCGUUUCCUCCUUGCAAUGGUCUCAAGCGGUUAUCUGGUUGUGGUGUUUGUUUAUGUGACUGAAUAUGUUGGCAUAAAAUAUCGCACGUGGGCAUCCAUGCAUAUCCAUGCAUUUUUUGCUGUGGGGAUUAUGGUUGUGGCCCUAGUAGGCUAUUUGUCUAAGACCUGGUGGGUCUACCAGAUAUGCCUUUCCUUAACAACUCUCCCCUUUGUCUUGUGCUGCUGGAUGCUCCCAGAGACGCCCUUCUGGCUGCUCACAGAAGGAAGAAAUGAAGAAGCCCAAAAAGUAAUUAAUGUAAUGGCCAGGUGGAAUAAAGUAAGCACUCCUUGUAAAAUUUCUGAACUGUUUUCCCUUGAAGGCGACCUAGUCAAUAGCACAACGGGUGAUAAUGACCAUUCUCCCAUGAAGAAGCACAACAUCUUAGACCUGUUCUGUAACUGGCACAUUGCAAGAAGGACCAUUACAGUUUGGCUGGUUUGGUUCACUGGGAGUUUAGGAUAUUAUGUGUUCUCCCUCAGUUCCGUGAACCUUGGAGGCAAUGAAUAUUUAAAUCUUUUCCUCAUAGGUGCUGUGGAAAUUCCUGCAUACAUCAUUGCUUGCAUAGGAAUGGACAGACUGGGAAGACGAAAUACGUUGAUCCCCUUCCUCAUAUCAAGUGCUGCGAUCUGUGCACUGUUAAUGUUGAUACCUCAGGAUUUCAGAAUACUAAAUAUCAUAGCAAAUAUGGUUGGGAAGUUUGCAAUAGGUGUUGCAUUUGGCCUUAUUUACCUCUACACAGCAGAGCUUUAUCCAACAGUUGUAAGGUCUCUUGCCGUUGGAAGUGGGAGCAUGAUGUGCCGUGUAGGAAGUGUGGUGGCACCGUUCUGUGUCUAUCUGUCAAGUGUUUGGAUUUUUAUGCCACAGAUGAUUGUUGGAAUCAUGGCCUUUCUCAGUGGAUUGUUAACAUUGAUGCUGCCAGAAACUCUUGGAAAACCACUGACAAAUACUUGGGCAGAAGCUAUAGAACUAGGCACCAGCACCAGCAACACAGAAAACCCUUCUCCGGCACUGAGUAGUAGCACAUCGGAAAAGAUUCAGAUGCAGAGCCCAGAGACACAUGAAUAAGGGUGCUGUUUUCAUCUUAGAUGCCAUAUAUUGUAUUGUGCUCCUUUAUUAGCACUGUCCAACAUCAUGGAUAAUACAUGUGCUGCUCUCUAUAUACUCUCUUGCUAUAAGAAGAAAGGAGACCAAAACAGAGACCUGUAGAAAACAUUUGGAAGCUGCUCUGAAGCAUCUUGUUAACAUUUGGAGUGAAUAAUGCUUAUUUUAAAAGGUAUUUUUGUGAGAUUCAUAGAAAAAUACUUAACACUUUUAUCUUUUAUAUCCUUCUGCCUUCUUUGCCCCCUCAUUUAGAAAUCCUGCGCUGACAACAAGGGCAGGAUUGUGAGUUGAUACCUCCAUGUGCUUGAAGCAUUGAGGCAGUUCUUGUAGAGCAGAGGAAAAAGCUAUCAUAAUUGGGCAGUGAUUUUUUAGUAAGCAAUAGGUACAGAAUAAGGCUUUUGUCUCAUUGCUUGGAGGCAUGAUUAUUUAAGAAGUUGGGCUACAACUUCUGAUGGAAACCUAUGUCUGCGGGGUGUGCAUAUGCUAUUCAUGCUCUUUGAAUAUUAGAGAAGAUAUUCUGUUACUGAAACAGAAUGUUGACUGUACACUGGUCAUAGCUGUAUAUGCUUAGCACAGGUAAAAUGACUGUCUUAAAAGAUUUCACACUAGUCUUCUCUUCCUCUCCUUUCAUUACACUCAAAAUCUUAAAACAAUUUAUACAGGUUGAAGAUGCAGCUCUGCCAAUCUUGGAGGUGGCAUGAAAAUGCUUAUUAAUAAAUUUGCAGACAUUCCUUGA